Messenger RNA from Zymoseptoria tritici IPO323, 1479 nucleotides. RefSeq lists its product as uncharacterized. Bases 1 to 1479 code for a protein of 492 amino acids. The transcript has 2 exons. The record is from RefSeq and is a predicted model, not a curated record. NCBI's taxonomy places the organism in Eukaryota, Fungi, Ascomycota, Dothideomycetes, Mycosphaerellales, Mycosphaerellaceae.
AUGCGGUGCCCAUCUUGCCACGAUCCUGGCACUCUCGUCUGCCUCGGGUGCAAGAAUUCGAGAUACUGCUCAGCUGUCUGCCAGCAAGCUGACUGGCAGAUUCAUCGUCACCUGUGCAAGUCCUUCCAGUCCUUCCAGGAGCGGCCAUCGCCGGAGAUGCGACGUGUCGUCUUCUUCUCAGACCGUGCUGGAGCGAAGCCUGAGUUCAGGUGGCUUGCCGUGAAAGACAUUGGCGAGCCAGGAGAGCCUUCGGAAUGGCCUGACUGGAAGUCAAUAUUGGGCGGCAAUCUGACGCCCUCGAUGUUUGCGUUCAACGAGAACAGAAUCAUUCACGCCAAGCUCGACACAUCCAUCACAAUGAUGUACGACGACAAUUUCAUGUACGAUUACGACGAUCAAAAUCCUGCUGUCAUCGCGGCAACAAAUCGAAAGACCAUGAGGGCUUGGCGAGGUCCCAUUUUUGCGUUCAGUACAAAGAUGAACGAGGAUUUCUCAGACAUCGCUGGAAUUGGGGACAUGGACCUCCAUCAGUACACCGAUCUUGUGGCCUGGCUCAUCUAUCACGGAAACACCAGCACCGCGCACGAGCUUCGUACGGGAACCAAAGUCCAAGGCGCAAUGAUGCACUGCAGUAGCGAGCAGUCGGAGGCAAAGAUCGAGACCAUCAUGGUGCCGAGAAUGCAUCCGAUCUUCGAAGUCGAACAUGGUGCGGAAGUGUGCGGCAUCUCAGAGAAUAUCGGAAUGCCACUCCUGCUCCGCAAAGAUAGGAAGACUCCGAAGUUCAUCGGAGAACUUCAUCGUCCUGCAGAUCCCAGCCACAGCAAUUCGACGCUGACCGCCAUGAUGACAUCCUGCGAUCCCGACGGACCCCACCAAAUGAACUUCGGACUGACACCACGGCACUGGCAAGGAGGGCAGGUGCCUGACACUCUCAUCGUCCGUCAAGAUCGUGAGGACCUCGAUCCGCAUGUUCUUCAGGCUUUUGGCGAUUACUGCGAGGUUGUCCUGCAGCCGGGAUUCAAGCGUACUGCGUGGCCGUGGAAGGAAGCGUUCGCGUCAUUGGCGGCGGAAGUGCUGGAGAACAUGGAGUCGGAGAAGUGGAGUUCAUACCUCGCUACGUGGAAGUCUUUGCGAGAGGAGGUGAGACCAGAUCCAAUGCAAGUCGACCCGCAAGCGGCAGCCCCAGAAGGCAGAUCCCUGAGGAGCCAGUCAAAGAGGAAGAGUGUUCACUUCACGGACAAUGAUGUGUACGCCGGAGAGAUGGAGCCGGCGGGAGUCGAUGGAAAGAAGCAGAGAGUCGUAUAUCAGAGGCCAACGGGCUAUGAUGAGGAUGAUGAAGAGCCAGAUGUGAAGCCGAAAGUGGAGCCGUUCGAUGCGGAAAUGGAUGGGACGAUGAAGGUGGAGGACGUCGAUGAAGGUUCGGAUGCGAAUAUGAAGAUGGAGCCCAGUGAGGACAACGAUGAGAUGGAUACCACCUGA